CAACAAGUCCCUGGAGUGCCGUCCGUGUGUUCAGUUAGAGUGAAAGUGACACGGCAAGGGAAGGAGGGAGAGAGAGAGAGAGAGAGGGAAACGCCGGCUGCUUCCUUACCUGCUUCCACCAAAUGCAAAUCUCCAGCCGGCUCAUCUUGCUCGCCUGCACGCACCAGACGGGUUAGAGCGGGCGCGGGGUGGGGGGAGGUAAAGUGAGCUGGACUUUUUCUCUCUUUCCCUGCGUGCAUUCUAUGGGGUGUCCUGAGAAGACUUUGGCGGGGAACUUUGAAGCCCACUCCCCACGUGUCGGGAGGGAGGCAAUUCAAAAGGAGGGGGCGAGAGAGAGAGACACGUUUUCUCUCCCCCUCCCCACCCCGCGCGCCACUUCUUUCCCUGGAUUGUUCCAGCUGGGUCUCGUUGCCAACCCCCUUCUCGUUUAUUAAGAUCACGUAAGAAGAAGAACCCAAAGGGGGAGAAAACGUGUCUGUGAGCUCAGGCGUUUGCGUAAAUCCGAGAUCGGUUUUUAAAGAACUCCCUGCCAGCCCGUCGCUUUCCGUUUCCUUCCUGUAGCCACCAAGGUGGUGGAAGAGUUGAGGCUUGCGGAUAUUGCAAAGGGUUGUUAUUAGAUUCAUAAGUCACACCAAGUGGUGGGCGAUCCACUGAGCCGAGCAGAACUUCUCACAUGAUGACUUCAAACGAGACACAUUACCUCCCAGCAUCUGUUGGAGAGACUGGAUUUUAAAGGCACUUCUGUCGCCAGGACAGCAAAGAAACAAUGUUCCACCAAGUGAAAAGAGUGAUGACCAUCCUUUUCCUUACUAUGGUUAUUUCAUACUUCAGUUGCAUGAAAGCUGCCCCAAUGAAAGAAGUGAGCAUCAGAGGACCAGGCAGCUUGGCUUAUGCCGGUCUCCGGACACAGGGAAACCUGGAGAACCUCGGCGGGCCCAAUGACGCCUCCAGAGGAUUGACGUCCUUGGCGGACACUUUUGAACAUGUCAUAGAGGAGCUCCUGGAUGAGCAGCAGGUCAUCCAGCCCAGCAAGGAAAAUAAGGAUGCCGACUUGUACUCAUCUCGGGUGAUGCUAAGCAGUCAAGUGCCUUUGGAGCCACCACUGCUCUUUCUGCUUGAGGAGUAUAAAAACUACUUGGAUGCUGCAAACAUGUCCAUGAGGGUCCGGCGUCACUCCGACCCGGCUCGCCGCGGGGAGCUGAGUGUGUGUGACAGUACGAGCGAGUGGGUGACGGCGGCCGAGAAAAAAACUGCGGUGGACAUGUCGGGGGCAACCGUCACAGUCCUGGAAAAAGUCCCGGUACCCAAAGGCCAACUGAAGCAAUAUUUUUAUGAGACCAAAUGCAACUCCAAGGGUUAUACGAAAGAGGGCUGCCGGGGCAUAGACAAGAGGUACUGGAAUUCCCAGUGCCGAACUACCCAGUCUUAUGUGCGAGCUCUCACUAUGGAUAACAAGAAGAGAGUUGGAUGGCGGUUUAUAAGAAUAGACACUUCCUGUGUUUGUACACUGACCAUAAAAAGGGGAAGAUAGUGGAUUUGUGUUGUAUAGAUUAUAUUGAGACAAAAUUUAUCUAUUUGUAUAUAUACAUAACAGGGUAAAUUAUUCAGUAAGAAAGAAAAAAAAUAAUUUUAUGGACUGCAUGUAUAAAUGAAGUUUAUACAGUACAGUGGUUCCACAAUCUAUUUAUUGAACAUAUCCAUGAGCUAAAGAGGAACAAGACAGAGAGAGAGAGAGAAAGAGAGAGAGAGAUAAAUUCAUUUGCGCACAACUUUGAGAAAAAAAAUGCAUUACAUUCCUCUAACAUUGUGGUUUGUUGCUGUUGCCAAGAAUUGAAAACUUAAAAAAAUUAAAAAAAUAAAAUUGCAUGCUGCUUCAAUUGUGAAUUGAUGAUAAACUGUCCUUUCAAAAAAAAGAAAAUGAACCAAAACAUUCCGUUUACAUUUUAGACAGUAAGUAUCUUGAUUCCUAUUAGUAUUAUAUCUGUUUACUGCUUUUAAAUUCUUCUGGUAGCGUUGGAAUUAAAACAAUGUCAAGGUGCUGUUGUCAUAGUUUUACUGUUGAUUUUUUUUUUUAAUUUUAAAAUUCCCACAUGGUUUUAAAAAGAGGAGAUUACUCCCUGUCAUCACCGUAUAUGUUCUGGAUAAAACAAAUUUGGGGUUUUUUUGUAUGUUGUGAAGGUGUUUGCAAUAUCAAAUCAGACUACUGAAAAAAAUAAUAAAAAAAGGCAACUGAAAAAGACA
Molecule: messenger RNA, 2241 nt
Organism: Podarcis raffonei (Aeolian wall lizard)
Lineage: Eukaryota; Metazoa; Chordata; Lepidosauria; Squamata; Lacertidae
Gene: BDNF
Product: brain derived neurotrophic factor
Exons: 2
Coding region: 767-1531 (254 amino acids)
Biological process (GO): nerve growth factor signaling pathway; nerve development; regulation of neuron differentiation
Molecular function (GO): growth factor activity; nerve growth factor receptor binding
Source: RefSeq, a predicted model, not a curated record